CCUCACCUGCACGCACCUCACUCUGGAUCGGCCUGUUUUAAAGUCUCUAUAAGUCCCAGUUCGGAAUUUUAUAAGCUCAAAUACGGUUAAUAAGUUAUUAUUUUAAUUAUAUACUCGACUUCAGCAUGGGUUCCAAGUCAGAAAACAAAAAUAAGGGAACAUUUCAACCGGAUUCAGAUGUUCACAUCACCUUUGAUGAUCAAAUGAAGAUCAAUAAAUUCGCUAAUUACAAUGCCAAAGUCGAAGAUCUUAAAGAGGAACUGAAAAUAAAGCAAAACGAGCUAAAAAAUUUGGAAGAAGCGGGUGAUGAGAUCGAACUUCUCGAUGACGACAUGCAGAUUCCAUUUCUAAUUGGCGAAGUGUUCAUAUCGCACAAUUUGCCUAGAACACAGGAAUUACUCGCCGAAGUAAAGAAAAAGAAAAAGCAGGAAAUUGAAAACAUUCAAAAGCUGUCAAAGGAAAUUCAGGAAAAAAUGAGUGAGCUGAAAGCACAUCUGUACGGAAGAUUCGGAAGUAACAUUUAUCUUGAAAACGACGAAUAGAUUUUGUACUAGUAACUUUUGUGCUAUUUAUUCUCUUUAUUCAUGUGUGUCGUUUCAAUGGGCUUGUUAAGUCGGUUGCGAAACAAGAACACAAUA
Sabethes cyaneus is the source of this 638-nucleotide messenger RNA. RefSeq names its product probable prefoldin subunit 4 (gene Pfdn4). Bases 126 to 542 code for a protein of 138 amino acids. Gene Ontology annotation, cellular component: cytoplasm; prefoldin complex. The transcript is spliced from 3 exons. Gene Ontology annotation, biological process: protein folding. NCBI's taxonomy places the organism in Eukaryota, Metazoa, Arthropoda, Insecta, Diptera, Culicidae. The record is from RefSeq and is a predicted model, not a curated record.